GCUCUGAAUUUGUAUGUGAUGCUGUCCCUACUCUGCUGCAGGAUUAGCCAAGUGCUGCUGUGUCUGACUUACUGGUCCUCCUUUGUGCUCCCAUUGGGCUUACCUGAGCACCGGCUGCACAGUUCUGAUGGGCUUCCAUGUUUGCUAGGCUCAGGGUGAGCUGAAAGCUGUAAACGCAUGAGGUGCAGGUUCUCCAUUCCAUGCACCCUCCUCUCUCCCUAACCCUAUGCAGGUAUCUGAAUAGGCUGUAGGAGAGUACAUAUGCUGUUUCUGUCUGGAUUUUUUUUUUUUUUUUUUCUUCCCCCUCUUCUAAUUACCUGUUUCCCCAAGUGGUAUCUGGGCAGCAGCAGGUCUUUCUGUCUGCACUUUCACACAAAAUGCUUCCUCCAUAUUAUUGACCUGAACAGCCUGGAAAGCUGAUCAGCUGUGCACAGAGAUCCUCUGCAUCAUUCACCUGCUAGUGCAUCAGGUCAGCAUCUCUCCUCUGCUAAUUUGGAAUGGGAAGAAUAUGGAAGUGAAGCAGUGCCCAGGGACUUAGAAUGGUGUGAUUGACAGCAUUCUGGAGUUUGAUUAUUUACUCCUAGGGGUCAUCUGGAGCUUGAGAGAGAGUAAUUCAGAGGGAAUGUCUCUGAGUCAGAUAUGUGUCCAAAGGAGGAAAUGGCUUGUGGAAGUCCCAUGGUGAAGAUGCUAGUAAACCCUGCCUGUUGGAAGUGAUAGUGAUUAUGGGAAAACACAAUGCAGAAGAUCCAAUAGCAAUGGAGUAAGUGGAGGCUGAGGAGGAGGGAGUGGCUAAUAUGUGUGUAAAACCCAGAGAAGCAAAGUAUUUUUAGGAUGCAGUUUGCUGAAUGGAAGAGGGGAGGAAAGACUCCAAAUCCCCUUUGGCAAAUUAAAGAAGCUUCAUCUGCCCCAUUCUGCAGGAGUGUGCAGGGAGAUGGUAUCCUUCUCUUCCCUUAUUCAGAGGCAGGUUGUAGCUGGUUUAAUUGUUUUCACGGUCAGAGGUUUGUGUUUUCCUGGCAGCUCCUCCCAAUGUAUGACAAAUGUUGCAGUAAUGCUGGGUUUUCUUUGUGCUCCCUGUAGAACUGGAUAAGGAGGUGCAAGGUGGGGAGGAGGGAGUUGUUAGGGUCUGCUCUCAUCAGAGCUGCAGUGUACAGUUGGGGUCCAGGAGAGUGGUGAGGUGCACUUUAUUGUGCCUUGUUUGUUUACUCUGAGCUGGUCUUGCUGUGAGCUGCUUCUCUGUGCACAUAGAAACCGUUGUCUUUAUUGACAGAAGCCCUGGAGGUAGGUCCUCAUGUGACAGCAGUUCCUGGGAUCUGGCAGGUCUGUAGCUUGCCGUGGUGCCUUCUUGAGCAGUGAGGUCCCAUCUUGGAUAAUAACCCUUUCAGGGCAUGUUCAAAAAAGCACCUGCAUGACUUGAAGCUUACAGGCAUUUUUUAUUUGUCAGCAAUUGCCUUAGGUUGCAAAGAAGGUGGCAGUGGUUUUUUCUGCCUCUAAUCUGUUCCUAUAGGGUGGAAUGAAUCAAUGGUGUGAUUUGUCACUAUUUGUUUCCUUUUCCUUCCUUUGCUCUGUCCCCAGUAGCCCCAAAUCAAAGCAGGAGGUGAUGGUCCGUCCCCCUUCAGUGAUGUCCCCGUCUGGCAACCCCCAGCUGGAUUCCAAAUUUUCCAACCAGGGCAAACAAGGGGGCUCAACCAGCCAAUCCCAGCCCUCUCCCUGUGACCCCAAAAGUGGAGGUCACCCCCCCAAAGUGCUCCCUGGCCCAGGUGGGAGCAUGGGGCUGAAGAAUGGGGCUGGAAACGGUGCCAAGGGGAAGGGGAAGAGAGAGAGAAGCAUUUCAGCAGACUCCUUUGAGCAGAGAGAAGCUGGGACUCCCAAUGAUGACCCUGAAAUCAAAGACUGCAAUUCUGCUGAUCAUGUGAAAUCCCAGGAGUCUCAGCAUACACCACACUCCAUGACACCUUCAAACACUUCAGCCCCAAGGUCUUCCACACCUUCCCAUGGCCUGGCUGCCACUUUGGAGCCAGCAAGUGGGCAGAAGACUCCAUCCAAAGUGGUUUAUGUCUUUUCUACUGAGAUGGCCAACAAGGCUGCAGAAGCUGUGCUGAAGGGACAGGUGGAAACCAUUGUGUCCUUUCAUAUCCAGAACAUCUCAAACAGCAAGGUGGAACGAAACACUGUACCCUUGAACCCCCAGAUCACUGCACUUCGGACUGAACCCAAGCCCCUGCCGCAGGCUCAGCCUCCUGCUGCCCAGGACCAGAACCCUCCCCAGAAUGCCAAAAUGCAGCCGACUCCACCCUUGUCAGCACCUGUAUCCAAAUCCACUGCCCCCCCAUGUCCCAUAGAUCAGGACAGUCCGAGCGUUGAAAGCAAAGUGAUGUCUGUGGGCAGCCCUGCCAACUCUACCCCGUUGCAGACAGAAGGAUUUGGGCAGAGUUCAACCCCCAAUAAUCGAGCAGUCAGCCCGGUUUCCCAAGGUAGCAAUAGCUCCACUGCAGACCCCAAAGGUCCUCCACAGCAGGUGUCUGGUGGGGACCCAGCCAGUUUGGGUGAGAAUCCAGAUGGACUGUCACAGGAGCAGCUGGAGCAUCGAGAGCGCUCGUUGCAGACCCUGAGAGACAUACAGCGCAUGCUCUUCCCCGAUGAAAAAGAGUUUGCAGGAGGGCAAAGUGGGGGGCCACCUACAAAUGCUGGGGUUCUGGAUGGUCCCCAAAAGAAACCUGAAGGGCCGAUACAGGCUAUGAUGGCUCAAUCCCAAAGUUUAGGCAAAGGUUCAGGGUCUCGGACAGACGGAGGGGCCCCAUUUGGCCCUCAAGGACACAGGGAUAUGCCUUUUUCCCCAGAUGAAAUGGGGCCACCACCAAUGAACUCCCAGUCAGGACCUAUAGGCCCAGACCACCUGGACCACAUGACUCCUGAGCAAGUGGCGUGGCUCAAGCUGCAGCAGGAGUUCUAUGAGGAGAAGAGAAGGAAGCAGGAGCAGGUGGUGGUGCAGCAGUGUUCCCUGCAGGACAUGAUGGUCCAUCAGCAUGGGCCACGUGGAGUGGUCCGAGGCCCUCCUCCUCCCUACCAGAUGACCCCUGGGGAGGGAUGGGGACCUGGGGGUCCAGAGCCCUUCCCUGAAGGCAUGAACAUGUCGCACUCUCUGCCCCCCAGGGGCAUGGCCCCGCAUCCCAAUGUGCCUGGGAGCCAGAUGCGCCUGCCUGGUUUUGCAGGAAUGAUGAACCCUGACAUGGAGGGCCCCAGUGUCCCGAAUUCUGCCUCACGGCCUGGGCUUUCGGGAGUUAGUUGGCCAGAUGAUGUGCCAAAAAUCCCAGAUGGCCGAAACUUCCCUCCUGGCCAGGGUGUCUUCAGUGGCCCUGGCCGAGGGGAGCGGUUCCCCAACCCACAAGGUCUGCCUGAAGAGUUGUAUCAGCAGCAGCUGGCUGAGAAGCAGAUGGGCCUCCCUCCUGGCCUGAACAUGGAAAGCAUCAGGCCCAGCAUGGAGAUAAACAGAAUGAUGCCCUCCCAGAGACACAUGGAGCCUGGGAACAACCCCAUCUUCCCUCGCAUGCCAGUGGAAGGGCCAAUGAGCCCCUCCAGGGGGGACUUCCCAAAAGGAAUACCCCCACAAAUGGCCUCUGGCAGGGAGCUGGAGUUCGGGAUGGGCCCUGGCAGCAUGAAGGGGGACAUGGGCAUGAGUGUCAGCAUGGGCUCCAAUCCGCCCCUGGUCCCUCAGAAGCUGAGGGAGGCAGGAGUUGUGCCAGAAGAGAUGAUGAAACUGCGCCCCGUUGUGCCGGAGAUGCUCUCCUCUCAGCAGAAAAUGGUGCCACUGCCGUUCGGAGAGCACCCGCAGCAAGAGUAUGGCAUGGGUCCCCGGCCUUUCCUCCCCAUGUCUCAGGGCCCAGGAGUCGGUCUCCGAAAUCUCAGAGAACAGAUCGGGCCUGACCAAAGGACUAACAACCGGCUCAGCCACAUGCCGCCACUACCUCUCAAUCCCACCAGUAACCCUAAUAGCCUCAACACUGCUCCCCCUGUGCAGCGCAGCCUAGGCCGCAAGCCCUUGGAUAUCUCUGCAGCCGGUCAGGUGCAUUCACCAGGAAUCAACCCUCUCAAGUCCCCCACGAUGCGCCAGGUCCAGUCUCCCAUGAUGGGGUCUCCCUCGGGGAACCUCAAGUCCCCUCAGACGCCCUCCCAGCUGGCAGGAAUGCUCGCGGGCCCCACUGCUGCAGCUGCUGCUGCCUCCAUUAAGUCCCCCCCUGUCUUGGGGUCUGCUGCUGCUUCUCCUGUCCACCUCAAGUCUCCGUCUCUCCCUGCACCUUCUCCUGGAUGGACUUCAUCUCCAAAGCCUCCUUUGCAGAGCCCUGGGAUUCCCCCAAACCACAAGGCGUCUCUCACCAUGUCCUCUCCAGCCAUGCUGGGGAACGUGGAGUCGGGUGGCCCACCUCCUUCCACAGUCAGCCAGUCCGCUCCUGUGACUCUCCCUGGAAACCUUCCCUCUAGCAGUCCUUACACAAUGCCUCCAGAGCCGACCCUCUCCCAGAAUCCCCUCUCCAUUAUGAUGUCCAGGAUGUCCAAAUUUGCCAUGCCCAGCUCUACUCCACUUUAUCACGAUGCCAUCAAAACUGUGGCCAGCUCAGAUGAUGACUCCCCUCCAGCACGCUCCCCAAAUUUGCCACCUAUGAACAGCGUACCAGGAAUGGGCAUUAAUUCUCAGAAUCCUCGAAUUUCAGGUCCAAACCCAGUGGGUCCAAUGCCAACCCUUAGCCCAAUGGGAAUGACCCAGCCUCUUUCCCAUAACAACCAGAUGCCCUCUCCAAAUGCUAUGGGACCCAGUAUACCUCCUCAUGGGGUCCCUGUGGGACCUGGCCUGAUGUCACACAACCCGAUGAUGGGGCACAGUUCCCAGGAGUCUCCAAUGGUACCUCAAGGACGCCUGGGCUUCCCACAGGGGUUCCCUCCUGUACAGUCCCCACCACAGCAGGUGCCAUUUCCACACAAUGGGCCCAGCGGUGGACAAGGCAACUUCCCAGCGGGAAUGGGCUUCCACGGAGAAGGACCUCUGGGGCGUCCUACCAACCUGCCCCAAAGUUCGACAGAUCCAGCACUUUGCAAGACUGGAGGCCCUGGUGGUCCAGACUCCUUCACGGUUCUUGGAAACAAUAUGCCUUCGGUUUUCACCGAUCCGGAGCUGCAGGAGGUGAUCCGUCCUGGAGCCACGGGAAUACCUGAGUUUGACCUGUCCAGGAUUAUCCCAUCAGAGAAGCCUAGCCAGACACUACAGUAUUUCCCUCGUGGGGAGGUGCCGGGCCGCAAGCAGCCGCAGGGUCCUGGGCCUGGCUUCUCUCACAUGCAGGGGAUGAUAGGAGAGCAGGCCCCGAGGAUGGGACUAACACUGCCCGGCAUGGGAGGCCCUGGGCCAGUGGGAACUCCGGAUAUCCCUCUUGGGACGGCUCCAUCCAUGCCAAGUCAUAACCCGAUGAGGCCGCCCGCCUUUCUGCAGCAGGGCAUGAUGGGGCCACACCACCGCAUGAUGUCACCAGCACAGACGGCGAUGCCUGGGCAGCCCGCACUCAUGAGCAACCCUGUGGCCGCCGUAGGCAUGAUCCCAGGCAAGGACCGAGCCCCUGCGGGGCUGUACAGCCACCCGGGGCCUGUUGGGUCACCUGGCAUGAUGAUGUCAAUGCAGGGCAUGAUGGGACCCCAACAAAACAUCAUGAUUCCCCCACAGAUGAGGCCCCGAGGUAUGGCUGCUGACGUUGGCAUGGGAGGAUUUAGCCAAGGCCCUGGAAACCCAGGGAACAUGAUGUUUUAAGCUGCUACCGUAAGACUGGAUGUUCUGAUCCUUGUCAAGAUGAGAUUCCAAGUCCUGAGGGCUUUUUUGAGAGCUUCAGGAGUACAGUUUGGCCAUGCAAUAGGUGAAAAGAGACCAGAGGACGCUUUGGGAAAUCUCGAAUGUAUGGAAUUACCUUAAAAAAAAAAAAAAAAAGGAAAAAAAGAAAAAAAAUCAUUUUAACAGGUUGGGUUUUUUUUUUUUUUGUUGUUUUUUAAGAUUUAUUUUUUAAAAAUUAUUUUUGUGGACUUUGGUAUCCCGUGAGGCACCUGCUUUGAGAAUCUGUAGCUGUAUUUUGAGAAUUGCCAUUUGUCACAAGUUGCACCAUUCUCUGUAUGUUUACGUCCUUCGGACUGGCUUCUCCCAGGACUCUCGGUUAUUUUGGUUUUUUUGUUUUGUUUUGUUUUUUUCUUUGUGUACUGUACUAUAUUGUAAAAGGGAUUUUAGCAGAGACUUUAGUCUUUGGGGUGAGAGGAGAAUGGGAUUCUAGGCUGUUUAGGUGGAGAAUCCAUCUUCAGAACUUUGGACUAUUUUCCUUCAACUCCAGUGUAUAGAAAAACCAAACUACGACCUCAGAGCAGAGUAUUAAUGAAAAGCACAAAAAAGGAACUUAAGUUCAGUGAGGGGAAUCUUUUAAAAGAAAUAAAUAAUAAGUUAAGGACAUAUUUUUCAAAUUAUGGCGUGCUGUCCAGCACCUUCUGUCUCUCCCUCCCACUCUUUAUUAAAUAGGCUUCUCUCUCCCUCCGUCCCCCUUCUGUCUCCUCCUAUGGCAGCUGCAAUACAUUGUGUUCUUUUGGGGAGUAAAUCUAGGAGAGCCUCUCCUCAUGUGGGGAGCCUUCCCACUUUUAGGAAAGGUCUGGACUUGGACACUGUUACAUCCUACAGUAGUCUCUCUCACUGUUUCCUAAUCUCCUUUUCUUAGAAACCCCAAGUGAUUUUAUUAAUGUGGGAGUGGAACAGACACUAAAAGUUAUCCAGGAUUUUUUUUUUGCGGUUGUUUUUUUUUCCUCCCCAGCGUAAAACGUUCUGUGUAACCUCCAUUAAAUUUGGUACAAAACCACUUGCCAGGGCUGUGGUGUCAGAAAAAUAAAAUAUAUUGUUUCUUACAAAAA
Messenger RNA from Pezoporus occidentalis (night parrot), 6918 nucleotides. RefSeq names its product BCL9 transcription coactivator (gene BCL9). Gene Ontology annotation, biological process: canonical Wnt signaling pathway; positive regulation of transcription by RNA polymerase II. The record is from RefSeq and is a predicted model, not a curated record. NCBI's taxonomy places the organism in Eukaryota, Metazoa, Chordata, Aves, Psittaciformes, Psittacidae. Gene Ontology annotation, cellular component: beta-catenin-TCF complex. The coding region runs from base 1511 to 5788 and encodes 1425 amino acids. The transcript is spliced from 6 exons. Gene Ontology annotation, molecular function: beta-catenin binding; transcription coactivator activity.